Gossypium raimondii (Peruvian cotton) is the source of this 1789-nucleotide messenger RNA. Its product is annotated as xanthotoxin 5-hydroxylase CYP82C4. The transcript has 2 exons. Bases 13 to 1662 code for a protein of 549 amino acids. Gene Ontology annotation, molecular function: iron ion binding; heme binding; oxidoreductase activity, acting on paired donors, with incorporation or reduction of molecular oxygen. The record is from RefSeq and is a predicted model, not a curated record. Gene Ontology annotation, biological process: defense response to other organism. NCBI's taxonomy places the organism in Eukaryota, Viridiplantae, Streptophyta, Magnoliopsida, Malvales, Malvaceae.
UUAUUUUAGUUGAUGCUUGGCAUUUCUUGCAAACAAGGCUUGCCAUUAUUUAGAAGCAAUUACUGUGGUUCUUGCAAAUUGGUUCAUUACACCAUGGAAUUGUCCGAACAAUUUCAGGAACAACUCCUUUUGGCACUUCCUUUCACAAUAAUUAUCACCAUAUUAGGGAUCAUCAUCCUUGUUAAUGGCAACAAGCAACAGCAGAGGAGACCCCCUGAGCCUGUUGGGGCAUUACCUUUUAUUGGUCACCUUCAUCUUCUUGGAAAAAGCCAGUUGCUACAUAGAAAAUUUGCAGACAUGGCUGAUGAGCAUGGGCCAGCCUUCGUGAUCCGUCUUGGGGUUCAUCGAGCACUUGUGGUAAGUAAUUGGGAAAUUGCAAAAGAAUGUUUUACGACCAACGAUAAGGUCUUCCCUACACGUCCGAAAUCGUUAGCCGUAAAGUAUAUGGGGUAUGACCAUAAGAUGUUAGGCUUUGCUCCUUACGGACCAUAUUGGCGUAGUAUGAGGAAACUAGCAACGGUUGAGCUCCUCUCUAGUCGUCGGCUUGAGUUACUCAAGCAUGUUCACGACACCGAAAUCAGUAGUUUUAUAAAGGAAUUGUAUGAACAAUCGGUGAAAAACGGAGGCAGUGCUGUUUUGGAAAUGAAGGAGAGAAUUGGUGACUUAGCAACCAAUAUUAUAGUUCGGAUGAUUGCUGGGAAAAGAUAUUGCGGUAUCAAAGAAAGUUGUAGCGAGGAAUCAAGGCGAUGGCAAAAGGCCUUGGGUGAUUUCUUUUAUCUUACAGGGUUGUUCUUGGUCUCGGAUGCGAUUCCUUUUCUCGGUUGUCUUGAUGUUGUGAUAGGGACCAUAGGGCAAAUAAAGAGGACAGCAAAGGAGUUGGAUUUUGUACUCGGAAAUUGGGUAAACGAGCAUCGUGAAAGGAGGCUCAAUAAAGGCAUCGAAGGGAACCAAGAUUUUGUUGAUGUCAUGUUAUCUAUCAUGGAUGAAAAUAAUGUUCCAACACAAGAGGCUGAUGUUACCAUUAAAGCUACUUGCCUGAGUCUUGUCCUUGGUGGCAUCGAUACAAACGUGGUCACACUUACAUGGGCGAUCUCCCUGCUAUUGAAUAACCGUCAUGUGCUAAAGAAGGCUCAAGAAGAACUCGAUAUCCAUGUCGGAAAUCAACAGCAAGUGGAAGAAUCGGACAUAGCUAACUUGGUAUACCUCCAAGCCAUUAUCAAGGAAACAUUGCGGUUAUACCCAGCAACGCCCAUAUUGGUACCGAGAGAAGCUAUGGAGGACUGCACAGUAGCUGGUUUCCACAUUCCAGCAGGCACUCGACUGUUGGUUAACCUGUGGAAGCUGCAGCGUGACCCCAGAAUUUGGCAUAAACCGUUAGAUUUUCUCCCUGAGAGAUUCCUCAGUGACCAUGCUAACAUAGAUGUAAGGGGUCAAAAUUUUGUGCUUAUACCAUUUGGUGCUGGUAGAAGGAUUUGUCCUGGUAUCACUUUCGCGCUUCAUUUCCAGCACUUAACUUUGGCUCAACUGCUUCACGGAUUCAAAUGGGGAACGGUCUCAGAUAAAGCCGUUGACAUGAGUGAAAGCCCUGGAAUGACUGUUCCUAAAGCUACACCAUUACAGGUUACUAUUACACCAAAGUUACGUUCCAUGCUCUAUAGGUAACUGGUGCAAGCAGCAUAUAGCUUUGCUCACAAUUUAUUUUAGUGGAAUACAUAUAAGAUUCAUUAGAAGAACAAAUCAUAUAUUGCUUCACAAUUGAGUUCUAUGCAAAGAAUCAGUUUUUUUCCUA